Messenger RNA from Rotaria sp. Silwood1, 753 nucleotides. The record is from the annotation of a GenBank genome assembly. Lineage: Eukaryota; Metazoa; Rotifera; Eurotatoria; Philodinida; Philodinidae.
AUGCUCGGUUAUGGCUUGGCAGGUAUUGUGCGAAAAUUUGUUGUAUGGCCAGCAGCAAUGAUUUGGCCAGGUGAUCUUGUUUGUUGUGCUCUCUAUCGUGUUUUCCACAAUGAUGCCAAAGAUGAUAAACAAAACUGCGAAAAGAAUAUGGCCACAUCAGAUCGACGGAUGUCUCGUUUCCAUUUUUUCUUGUUAAUUUUUUUCUUGCAAUUUUUAUGGUAUUGGAUUCCCGGUUAUAUUUGUCCUAUUCUAUCCGUUCUCUCCUUGUUCUGCUUAAUCGAUCCGACCAAUAUUGUGCUUUCUCAAGUUACUGGAGUUAACGGACUUGGACUAGGCUCUUUAGAAUUGGAUUGGAAUGCUUGGGUAGCAUUUUUGCAGUCACCCAUCGUUAUUCCUUUCUGGGCUCAAUUGAAUAUUUUUAUCGGAUUUGUCAUUCUUGUAUGGAUUAUUACACCAACUGCUUAUUAUAACAAUUUGUGGAAUUCGAAAGCAAUGCCCAUUGUUUCAAAUCGAGUCUUUACUGUCGAAGGCUAUUAUUAUAAUGUUAAUGCUGUACUUGAUUCUCGCUUGCAUUUAAACGAAACAGCAUAUAAUCUUUAUGGUUCUAAUUUUUUUUCAUGUUCAACUAUUUUCGAUAAUCUGUUUAUUUCAGGUCCACUGCGUAUUACAGCUCUAUUUGCUUUCAAAUAUGGAAUUCAAUUUGCUGCAGUUACUUGCACUCUUGUUUACACUUUUCUUAAUGAUGGUAAUUGA